AUGCCUCCGACGCCUCCGGAGCCCGGGAAGCCGCCGCAACGGCUGCAGGAUCCGUUGCAAGAUCGGCCGGUGAAAGAGGUGCCUUUGCCACCCGCCCAGCUGUUGACUGCAGAAACCUUUUACGAGAAGAAUGGUGAGCCAAAUAUGUCGGUGCUGAUGGAGCAUUUGAUUUUGGAAGGAGCUCUGUCUCAAGAGCUCCUCUUGGACAUAAUAAGCAAGGCGUCAGACCUGUUCAAGGAUGAACCCAACUUGUUGAAACUCAACGAUCCCAUUACAGUAGUUGGAGACAUCCACGGUCAGUAUUACGACCUUGUGAAGUUGUUGGAGGUUGGUGGGCAGCCUGGUGAGACGCAGUACAUAUUUCUAGGAGACUAUGUCGAUCGUGGCUCCUUCUCCGUCGAGGUCGUUGCCGUGCUGUACUCCUUGAAGAUCAAAUACCCUAAGCAGGUACGAAUGCUCCGAGGAAACCACGAAUGCCGACAGAUGACGUCGUUCUUCAACUUCCGUGAGGAGUGUGAGUACAAGUACGACAUCGGAGUUUACAAUGCGUUCAUGGACUCCUUUGACAACCUGCCUUUAGCAGCCACCAUCAAUGGCAAGUUUCUUUGUGUUCAUGGCGGCCUCUCUCCUGACCUUGGCAACGUCAAGGCCAUUACAAAGAUCAAUCGCUUCACUGAGCCUCCAAAGGAAGGCCUCUUAUGUGACUUGUUGUGGUCGGAUCCGCUAGAACCCAAAGACGGAGAACAGCGGCCCAGCGCCAAGAAGGGCGGCCCGCCUUUCGUGCCGAACGAGGUCCGCGGCUGUUCGUAUUUCUACAGUUUUGACGGAGCGACGACAUUUCUGAAGAAGAACAACUUGUUGUCGAUCAUUCGGGCUCACGAAGCUCAACUCGAAGGCUACAAAAUGCACAAGACGAAUCCAAGCACAGGCUUUCCUCUUGUCAUAACAAUUUUCUCCGCGCCGAAUUAUUGCGAUGUUUACAACAACAAGGGAGCCAUUCUCAAGUUUGACAACAGCACCUUGAACAUCUUGCAGUUCAACUGCUCACCGCACCCCUAUCACCUGCCGAACUUCAUGGAUGUUUUCCAGUGGAGCAUGCCCUUCGUCAUCGAAAAGGUGACGGAGAUGCUUUACUACAUCCUGCAGCCCGCAGCCGGAGCGGUGGAUUCCGACGAUGACUCUUCCUUGCCCACUCUGCCUGACUCCAACUGGGUCAACCACAGAGCCUCCCUGACCGACGACCAGAAUCAGACGGUGGACAUGGCCACACGCUUGGCCGCGUUGAUCGCGGGCGAGAAUGCAAGGGAACAACAAGCAAGUGGUUCAAAGGUCGACCCAGAGGUUCGAGACCGAAUGCGAAAGAAAGUGCGAUCCAUAGCAAGGAUGGCCCGCAUGUUCAAGACUCUCAGACAGGAGAACGAGACGGUCGUGCGUCUAAAGGGCGUUUGCCCCGGCCACAAGCUGGCACCAGGGCUUCUCCUUGCGGGCAAGGAGCGACUGACCUCUGAGCUGGAGCUCUUCAGCCACGCCCAGGGCAUCGAUCUGGUGAACGAGAAGCGGCCGGAGGAGGGCAAGUCCGGCCCUGGGCUCAACAGCCCGACGGACUUCCGGGAUGCCGGGAUGAUGAGCGACGGCGAAGUCAGUCCCUGA
Molecule: messenger RNA, 1650 nt
Organism: Symbiodinium sp. CCMP2456
Lineage: Eukaryota; Dinophyceae; Suessiales; Symbiodiniaceae
Source: the annotation of a GenBank genome assembly